Messenger RNA from Drosophila mojavensis, 2758 nucleotides. RefSeq names its product actin-binding protein IPP. Lineage: Eukaryota; Metazoa; Arthropoda; Insecta; Diptera; Drosophilidae. The transcript has a single exon. Bases 1010 to 2365 code for a protein of 451 amino acids. Gene Ontology annotation, molecular function: protein binding. The record is from RefSeq and is a predicted model, not a curated record.
CGUCGCAAUAUCCUUGAUCUUACUGCCUACGCAUGACUGCAGCUAAGCACAUACACACACACACACCCACACGCACACCCAGUCAUGCAGGGACACGCAUACACCCAUUCGAGUUGACCCUGUUCAGUGUCAGACACGAAAGGGAAAAAUCAAUUGUCGCUGCACACGCAGUGACUCUCAAACUGUUGCCGACUCGCUUCGACUUUGAAAGUUGCACGAGCUAGACGAAGGUUGCCAACUUUCGCCACGCACUAUUGUGACGUCACACGGCCGUUGCGGCGGACUGAUUCGCAACUGAUUCGCAAUGCCCGAUUCGAGUCAUCUACCAAAUCAUCUGAUUAUGUUUUAUUGAAAGCAUUUACAGUUGUUAUUCACGCGCUUACGUCGUGAUUAAAUGAAGUUAUUUACGUUUUAUCGUAAUUUUUACUGAUGCAUUGCAAAGUGUCGGAUUACGGUCUAGAAUUUCAACACAGAUAUGUUUAUGGCUGCAUUGCAGAGGUUUUAGUCAUGAUGAUUACUGUAUUUAAUUAAAAGCAUACUUUUAGAUAUAUAAUUAUAUAUGUACAUAUGUAUAUUAUAUGCGCCAUUUACAUUGACCUUGCACAUGCAUAAGUUAUUAGCAUUUGGAAGUUUUCCAUUUCAAUGCUUUCCUGUUUUUCUAGCCCUAACUGUAAACAUUCGCUUUGUUUACUGUUUGCUUAACAAUAUCAGUCCAGUUAUCUCUGACAGACAAGUCCAACUCAACUGAGUACAUUUUGGCCUGACUUGACUCCCAUUGUGAAAGAGUAAAACGAAAGCAAAAUCUUUUUUUAGCGACGCUUGAUUGUAUUUGCUUGUAUAGCUGUUUUGUUUCUUCUGCAAGCAAAUAGUUUUCUGUAUAUCGAAAUUCAGUUUAUAAACCAUUCGCCCAAGCAACUUCUGUUCUCUGAAAUCAAAUAUCUUUUGGAGCAGCUGCCACAAUUGACAUGUUUUGAAAAGUGAACCACAUUUAUUAGGAAAUAAAUUUUUGAUGUAUAAUGUUUUCGGAUCAACAACAAUUGGUGGACAUGUGGUCACCGCUGCCCAUCUCAUGGGAGUCCAGUGCGAUUACAAGGCGAUGCAGUCAGAUAAUGAAAGGGAAGUGAGGAGAUCUAUUGUCCGAUAUAAUCCCCUGAGCGAGGAGUCGGAGUGUGGCGAAGGCAGCGAAUGGCCGGAUGGUAUCGAGGCAGAAUCCCCUCAGCCCCCCGUGUGCCUGCCCGAGAAACCAUACAACAGCCUGGAAGAGCGUUCACUGCACUCGCUGGGCUACGCAUCGCUCGACGAGUGGCCCGAGACGGAGGGAACGCAAAUGAGAGUUGAUAAGCCGCCGCUCUACGAUUUGCUGAUGACGCUCGUGAGAAAGCAUCUAAAAACAAAUACCACGAUUACCAUAGGCGAGAGCUGCCUGCACGCUCACCUCAUCGUGCUGCAGUGCUACUCGGGUCUCUUCUGCGAUAUCGGCAGCAACACGCUGAACGUGGAUCUGCCCGCAGAUUGGGUGACGCCGCGUGCCUUGCGCCUCAUAUACGAGUGGAUGAUUGUGGAUGGGCCGCUGUUAUCGCGACUCGGCUUGCUGGAGGUGCUACGUGCCGCCAGCUUUCUGCGGAUAGUGCAGCUGGAGAGGCAGUGCGAUCAUUGCCUGGCGCACGCCAUCACCGAGGAGUCGGCGGUGAUGCUCUAUCUGGAGGCACGACUCUUGCGCAUGGAACGUGCCCAUCGCUCGCAGCUGCAGCGUGUGGGUCGCUUCUUCCUGACUCUUGUCGCCUCGCAGGAGUUCCUGCAGCUGCCCCUGCGCGCCCUUCUGCUACUCCUAAGCUCGAACGGCAUUUGUGUCAACUCCGAGCUGGAGGUCUUCAUGUCCGCCGUGCGCUGGCUCAACUUCGAUUGGCCCAAGCGACGACUGAAUGUCACUCAGUUGAUUGCCUGCGUACGCUUUGCUCUGGUGCCGCCCUGGCUGCUCAUCCGCCUGCACGAUCGGCAGUGCCAGUACGUUGAGCUAAAGCGCAUUAUCUCGCUGCCGGAAGUGCUGCAGCGCCUGCACGACGGCAUUGGCUAUACAACGACCCGGCUCUGCUAUGGCGCCGAUCGGGAUGCCUUUCUGCAGCAUCUGGAACGCACUGGCAUGCAGCCCCCACAGCAGCGCAGCUGGAUCUAUGACGGCCAGUGCUGCUAUCAUCAUCGACUGCACUGUCACAUCGCCGAAGAGUUCACCUACGACACCUUCCUCAACUACCUCAACUGGCUGCAGACGCAGCAUAUGAACUACUGGCAAACCCUGGAGCCAGUCGACGCCUCAGAGUUGUGCCUCAGCUGCCAAAAAGAGCAAACAAAGAGCAUCCAGAGUUAAGAUUCACUUAUUCUAUUUUUGAUUCGUGCUUUGCAAAUAUAUAUACAGAUAUUUGUUCUGUGAAAAAACGCCUAUGCCUCAUAUAACAUCUCCGAAGAGGUGCAGUCUAGAGACCAUACUAAUGUUUACACUAUGAGAAAUCUCUUCCUAACGGAAUGAUAUUCUCUCUGGGCAAGCUUAGCCAAGGCAGUAUGUGCUUAUGUUCUAUAGGUCGUUAGAUAAUCACUGUUGUAAGUUAUUGACUAAGUACAAGUGUUUAUAAUAAUAAUGUCCCUAAAUGUCUUACACACUUUUUUCAUAAUUCUUAACAUAAGCACUCUGAUAAACUCACUUCAAUGAACUCCCAUCGCCCCUCAUUCCUCAACUUAUCUACUAUCCAUAGUUAUAUAUUCC